AUGGUGAGCUUCAGGACAGAAGUUUCAAACUACAAGUUAAAAGGGAAAGGAAAAAUAACAGAGAAUCAAUUAGUGACUCAAGCUAACCAGAAUCAGAGAUAUUAUGGAAGAGUUACGCCCACCUCUUCAAGCCAACAGGGCCAGCCAAAUGCUAACAAUGACAUGCAUCAUCCUGAUAUGGGGAAUGGAACUCUAUCGGAUCAGAACCAGAAUGGGGCAGCUCAAACGGAGAUUUUUGAAAAAGGAGAAAGUGGAGUAAAUUCCAGUCCUGCUGUCAGAACAACGCAACUUCAGCUUCCUCAGUUUUCGCUCCAACUCAUGGAAACAGUAACAGAUACUAUAGAAACUAGAGUUCCAAGAGUUGUAUAUGGAAUGAGUCAGAAUCUACUAGUGAACGAAUAUACAGUUAUGGAGGGAAGCUCAACUCCGAGAGGUACAGGUGAGUCACAGAUUAUGGCAGUGGUGGAGGAAUUGGUGAUGAACAAUCCUUAUGAUAAUCUCCAUGACGUCAAUCAAAACAGUAUGGAUGAUGGGAAUAUCAGGUAG
This is a messenger RNA of Dovyalis caffra, 546 nucleotides long. Lineage: Eukaryota; Viridiplantae; Streptophyta; Magnoliopsida; Malpighiales; Salicaceae. The record is from the annotation of a GenBank genome assembly.